Messenger RNA from Drosophila bipectinata, 2846 nucleotides. RefSeq names its product Oculocerebrorenal syndrome of Lowe (gene Ocrl). Gene Ontology annotation, cellular component: membrane. Gene Ontology annotation, biological process: phosphatidylinositol dephosphorylation; signal transduction. The record is from RefSeq and is a predicted model, not a curated record. Gene Ontology annotation, molecular function: phosphatidylinositol-4,5-bisphosphate 5-phosphatase activity. Lineage: Eukaryota; Metazoa; Arthropoda; Insecta; Diptera; Drosophilidae.
UACAGUUACAGUAGGGCCUCCAAGAGCUGGGUCGGCACCCGGAGCCCUCGGAGCACCUGCAAUCCGAACAAGAAGCCCUCAAACGCUGCCCCGAACCGAAAACCACGACCCAUCCGGGGGAAAUAAUAAUAAUCGUUGGCAGAAGCACCAGCAGCGAGCAGCCAACUGUCCAAGUUCCAUAUAGUACAUAUAUCCAUAUCGACGCAGAAGAGGAAAACCCACAGUAUUAGUCCUCAUUCCGAGAUUAAGCAUUAAGGAAGAAGAUAUCCGCCUGGCGAGAUGGAGAUAGUGGGAGACACCAUAUCCAAUGGAUCAGCAGCAGCAGGAGAAGAUCCUUCAGUCCCGCCCAAAUCCACACUGAACAUUGUCAAGCAGCGUUUCAAAAAAGACGAGCAGAUACUCUACAUAUUCGAGUCGUAUCAGCUGAAGGGCCCGGAGUAUGUCACGCGGCUACUGGUGCUGGUUUCCUCAGAAUCGGGCGGCACAUAUGCCAUCGUAGCAUUCUCCUGCCAACGCACACCCAUUAGCUCCGUGAACGAGCUGGUCAUCAGCAAGGUAUUCGCCAUCGAUGACCAGUUCAAGUUUCGCCAAGAUGACAAGAGCUCGAUAGCAGCACAGCAGUUUGAUCUGUUUUCCGGCGAAGAGGGCCCCAUCAAGUAUUACUAUUAUCCAUCGGAGACGGCCAACUUUGAGGAGUUCUACGCCAAGGUUGUCAACUGUCAGGCGCUUAUGACGGCCAACCACCUGGAUACGGUGCUCAACUUUCGGUGGCUCAACGAUUACCGGCAGAUUGGCGAAGUCAAACAGGAGCUAAAGAAGCGCGAGAGCGAGUAUAUGAUCUAUCAGGACACUAGAAUAUACUGCGCCACUUGGAAUGUAAACAACAAGCAAUGUUUAAAUGGCAGCGAUUCGCUGAGAAGCUGGCUGUCCCGCAGCGAGCAGCCACCUGACAUCUAUGCCAUCGGUAUCCAGGAGCUCUACGUGCCCGCCAAGAACAUGUUGAGCUCCACAGAGGCCGCAGCCGACGCCCAAUGGAUACAAACGAUGAUCAAUAGCAUGUAUCCGGGUGUGGAGUACUCCAUCCUCAAAUCCUACCGCAUGAUGGCCGUAUUUUUGAUCGUCAUCGUUCGGGAGCCAUUGAAGCAACAAAUUCUGAAUGUUCGCUGCCAUCACGUGACUCGUGGGAUUUUCAAUGCACUUGGGAAUAAGGGCGGAGUCGGGAUUAGCCUGCAAUUGAAUGAGGGAAACAUUUGCUUCAUCAACUCCCACUUGGCGGCCCAUUCGGGACAAAAGGCGGUACGAAACCAGGACUAUCAGGGCAUCGUCGCAGGCAUGAACUUUGAAUACGGACGAACCAUCAAUGAUCACGACCACAUCUUCUGGUUGGGUGACCUGAACUAUCGCCUGAAAGAACGUGAGCCGCAACCCGGACCCUUGACCGAUCCCCAGCUACUGCUGAUAGACGACGAGCUGCGCGAGGAGAUGAGUAAUAACCAAUGCUUCGUUGGCUACUCGGAGGGCGACAUCAAUUUCCAGCCAACGUACAAAUUUGAACCCAACACCGACAACUACGACAUGAAACGGCUGCCGUCCUAUUGCGAUCGGAUUCUGUGGAAGGGCACCCGUAUCGAUCUGUUGGAGUACAAUAGCAUCAUGGAGAUACGUCAGAGCGAUCAUAAGCCCGUUUAUGGGGUGUUCCAUGUGAAGAUCAAGACCCGCGAUCAGGCCAAGUAUAAGCGGGUCCAGGAGGAGGUCCUCAAGGCGGUCGAUAAGCGGGAAAACGAUAACCAGCCCCAGAUCGAGGUGGACAAGACAAUCAUUGACUUUGGUCGCGUCCGUUUCAAUGAGCCCAGCACGAGUUAUUUCAACGUCUACAACACCUGCCCGCUGCAGGUGGAUUACAGCUUCAAGGAGAAGGACAUGGACUCCAUCUGUGAACCGUACUUGCAGAUUGAACCGCGGGAGGGAUCGUUACUCAUCGAUUCGGCUCGCAGCAUCUGGCUAAAUAUGCACGUUGAUGUCCGGAGCAUUUCCAGCUUGCUGCGCAAGAUCCGGACCAAUGAUAACUUUGAUAUCCUCAUCCUGCAUGUGAAGAAUGGUCGUGAUAUCUUCAUCACAGUGACGGGCGAUUAUCAGCCAAGCUGUUUUGGCCUCUCCAUGGAGACGAUGUGUCGCACCGAUCGGGCACUCAGCGAUUACUCACAGAGUCAGAUCAAGGAGCUGAUGAACAACAACUCGCCCCACUAUCGUGUAACGAUGCCAAGGGAGUUCUUCCUGCUGAUUGAUUAUCUUUACAAGCAGGGUGCCCAGCAGCAGGGAGCGUUCCCUCCCUACGAAUCGCGGAAUCAGCUCAAGCCCGAUUUUAAUGCGGUACGCGACUGGCUGGACACCUGGUCGCAGGAUCCAUUCCCUGGAAGCGUGGAGACAGCUGCUCAAGCUUUGUUACUUUUACUGGACCUACCGGAUCAGGCCCUGCUGGAGCCUUUUGUGGAGAACCUGCUGAGCAGCGUUAGCAAGCAGGAUGCCAUGAACUACAUCGAUUUGCUCAGUCCGCCCAACAGGAAUGUCUUUAUGCAUCUGUGCAUGUUCCUGCGCGUGGGCAUCGAAAGUGGCUACUAUGAUAUGCAUCAAGUCGCUGCCACUUUUGGUCGAAUCCUGUUGAGAAGCAUCGAAUGCGCUGCCUUGCCAAAUUACCACAGCAAGUGCUGCGAAUUUAUGAAAAUGUUCAUUGAAAGCGAUGAAGAGAUGGUGGGUAAUGGCAAUGAUUCUGGAGCGGGUUCCGGAACUAGGAGCACGGGACUGCAGGCUUAGUCACAUCAAUCCCACAGCAACAAACAAAAACAAAA